AUGGCGGCAGCUGGGACUCCGGGGCCACGGGUUCCUGAGUGUGUGACGAAGGUGGCUCUGAGUGUGUCCUGUGACAACCUGCUGGACAUGGAUGCAUUCUCAAAGUCGGACCCUCUUUGUUUGCUUUACAUGAACACCUCAGGACCCCAGUGGGUGGAGAUUGGCCGGACAGAGAAAAUUAUGAACUGCCUUAAUCCCAGGUUUUCCAAAACCUUUGUCAUCGACUACUACUUUGAGAUGGUGCAGAAGCUGAAGUUUGAAGUGUAUGAUAUUGACAGUGAAAACUCAAGUCUGGCAAAUGCUGACUUCUUGGGAGAACUGGAAUGCACCUUGGGACAGAUUGUGUCCUCAAGGAAACUAACAAAGCCACUGUUAAUGAAAGACAAGAGGCCGGCAGGACGUGGGACAAUGACUAUAUGUGCUGAAGAAAGAACAGAUAACAGGGUGGUGGAAUUUGAAGUUUCAGCAAGGAAUCUGGAUAAAAAGGAUUUCUUUGGUAAGUCUGAUCCUUUCCUGGAGUUCUAUCGGGAGACAGAAACAGGAUGGCAGUUGGCCCACAGGACGGAGGUGGUGAAAUACAACUUAAACCCAGUGUGGAAACCAUUCCGAGUCCCCUUGCAGUCACUCUGUCACUGUGAUGUGGAGAAAUCCAUAAAGAUAGACUGCAUCGACUACAACAACAGCGGAUCUCACGACUUUAUUGGAUCCUUUCAGGCCACGAUCAGCCAAAUCCAACAGGCAUCACAAACAUAUGCGGCUGAGUUUGAAUGCAUCAAUAGUAAGAAGAAACAAAAGAAGAAAGGGUACAAAAACUCUGGCAUCAUCGUUAUCAAAAAAUGCAAGAUCGUCAAGGACUAUACCUUUUUGGAUUACAUAAUGGGUGGCUGUCAGAUAAACUUCACAAUUGCCAUUGACUUCACAGGCUCUAAUGGGGACCCUCGGACCCCACAGUCUCUCCACUACAUCAACCCUCAGGGCUAUAACGAAUACCUGGCAGCCAUCUGGGCAGUGGGCAGCGUCAUCCAGGACUAUGACAGUGACAAGAUGUUCCCUGCAUUUGGUUUUGGCGCAAUGAUCCCUCCUACAUGGCAGGUCUCUCAUGAGUUUCCCAUCAACUUUGACCCGUCAAAUCCAUUUUGUGCAGGUGUUGAGGGUGUGGCUGCCGCCUACCAACAGUGUCUGCCUCAGGUGAAGCUUUAUGGUCCCACAAACUUUUCUCCAAUCAUCAACCAUGUAGCCCAAUUUGGUCGACAAGCACUGGAGCAGCAGACUGCCUCUCAAUACUUCGUCCUGCUCAUCAUCACCGACGGAGUGAUCACAGACAUGGAUCAGACCCGUAGCGCCAUCGUCAACGCCUCCCGUCUGCCCAUGUCCAUCAUCAUUGUCGGAGUUGGGGGGGCGGACUUCACUGCCAUGGAGUUUCUAGAUGGAGACGAUGGAAUCCUGCGAUCUGCAACAGGCCAACCCGCCAUGAGGGACAUUGUCCAGUUUGUCCCAUUCAGGCAGUUCCAAAACGCAGGGACUGCAGCCCUUGCUCAAAGUGUACUGGCAGAGCUGCCUGACCAAGUGGCUUCCUUCUUCAAUUUAUUUGGCCUGAAGCCGCCCAGUGACCCCAGUCCUUCCUAGAAAUAGUCCUCGAGAAAUGCUGGCUCAGAGCGUCCUGGCAGAGGUUCCAGGUCAGGUGGUGGGUUUCUUCAAUACCAUGCAUUUAAAGCCACCCCACACUGACGGAGCUCCCUGACUUCUCUGUUGUGAGGACCAAAAUCUCCCAAAAGGGUCGCAAUCAUUUAUAUCUGUUGCAUAUCUACACUCCUCUGUUGUCAGAAACAUGACACGCCUCAUCUCGCCUCGCAGUGCAAUUAUUAUUUCAAUAUAUGUGCCAUUUAAUGCAGAAAGCCUUAUUUGUUGGCUGUAGUAAACAGUAAUCAAACAUUUACACACUUCUGUUUGUAACACAGAUGUUUUUUAUUAUGGCAUUAACUUGUCCUUAUGUGUCUCAAGUGCCAGAAUUUAGGUUGUUUUCUUUAACGACUAAAGGUCUUUGGUUUUUAUGGAAAAACUGAGGCAGCUAAUUUAACAACAGCCAACUCUCUGCUUCUGUUGACAUGUUCCAAAAAUGUGGUGCCUAUUUCCAUUGAAAUCGCAGACUCAAUUUAGUUAGACUUUACUAAUGUUUACAUGUUUUAAUGGAAUGCGUGUUCUUUAAAUUAAUAAUUUUGGUAGAUUUGACACAACAGAACUUUUGAUUACAUUAUGUCCCUGCUGCUUUUUGUACAAAAAUCAUGUUUCAUUUUAAAGAUUAAGUUGUAUCACUCUACUUUGUGGUAAUGUGUUAACUCGAACUCAUACAUCAAGGAAAAAAAAGCAUAGUAGUCACCCCAGUUAUGUUAUCUCCUGAAACACUUUUGUAUGUUUUUAAAAAUGUAUCCAGGAAAUUCACCUUUUCUUAAGAUGAAGUGUGCAUAUUGAUAAGUCUAUACACUAUGUCUGUUCUUGGCUGAGACUGUUAUUUGCACUGAUCAACAUCUCAUUAAUUUGUUUUGUUAGUAUAAAAAUGACUUUAUGAAUGGAAGUAUGUGUUAAAGUGUCCUUUAGCUGUUAUUACAGCUAAUAUUGUAGUUAAAUAUCUAACAUUUCAAGAUCAUUUAUGGGGACUUUGUUUUCCACAUUUGUACCUUUUAUGUUGAGACACUAAAAAAUGUACUGUUGAGACUUGGCCACUGCUGUUUUUUUUUUUAAUGUGUUUGAGAUACAGUAUUGAACUUUUAGUUGACAGAACUUAGUGUCAGAAACCUUCAUAGAUGGAAAUUACUUAAACAUUUUUAUCAUUUAUGAGCUGAUUAUUUUUCAAAGUCUUGAGUAGAAGAUUUCAUGUACAGUGUUAUUACAAUCAACACCUAGAUCUAUGUGUAUGUUUUUGGAGUUCAAAUUCACCCACAGCACCCUCCAGUGCUCAUAAUAUGUUAUUUUUCAAAGAUUUGGAUAUUUCGGGAAUUUCUGGCUUUGAAGAGCAUGUUUUUUUUUUUUUAUUGCAUGUUCAGUGCUGUGCAAAAGACUAAAGAGGUUGUCAGUGUAAUGCAGUUUCACAAGUGUUACAAAUGUACAAACAAACCAAAACACAACGAAGGGCAUCAGGAGGACUGUGUGCAUAUGUAAAUACAAAGCCACAUAAAACAAUUGUGAUGGAAAGAAUGACCUUAAAGGUACAGGAGCUCAUUUUUUUUUAACUGCCUUUUUGUUUUGGGAGGAACAGAGUGUUUAUAUGUACUGUUUCAUUAUGAGUUUGUGAAUGACAUUUUGCUAAAAAGAAUGUUAAUGAUAUAUGAAAUUAAUUCUCUGUGUUGCUGUCUUUAUUAAAAUCAGACAAGAUGUUCUUUAAACACAAAAUAAAACCAUUAAUUAUAAACUAGCUCACAUCCUACCAGAGUCUCUCUGUGUAGUUACGGUGCAAAAAA
Molecule: messenger RNA, 3455 nt
Organism: Sphaeramia orbicularis (orbiculate cardinalfish)
Lineage: Eukaryota; Metazoa; Chordata; Actinopteri; Kurtiformes; Apogonidae
Product: copine-3-like
Exons: 16
Coding region: 1-1626 (541 amino acids)
Biological process (GO): ERBB2 signaling pathway; cellular response to calcium ion
Cellular component (GO): plasma membrane
Molecular function (GO): calcium-dependent phospholipid binding; receptor tyrosine kinase binding
Source: RefSeq, a predicted model, not a curated record